Molecule: messenger RNA, 776 nt
Organism: Papilio machaon (common yellow swallowtail)
Lineage: Eukaryota; Metazoa; Arthropoda; Insecta; Lepidoptera; Papilionidae
Product: protein lethal(2)essential for life
Exons: 1
Coding region: 87-638 (183 amino acids)
Biological process (GO): response to heat; protein refolding
Molecular function (GO): protein folding chaperone
Source: RefSeq, a predicted model, not a curated record
GGCCCGCGCGGAGUCGGAGCGUCAUUCUGUUUGCAAACGAGCUAGUGUAAUUUUCGAGUGCGAUCACAAAUUUCACAACCAGAAAAAUGUCUCUGCUGCCAUAUUUGUUCGACGAUUGGGCGUUGGGACGUCCCCGCCGCCUUAUGGACCAGCAUUUCGGCUUAGCAUUGACCCCCGACGACCUUCUAUCGGUGGCCGCUGGACCUUUGCUCUCCAGGGAAUACUACAGACCAUGGCGCCAUCUUGCUGCAGCAGCUAAAGACCUGGGCUCCAGUAUCAAAGCGGACUCUGAUAAACUACAAAUCAACUUAGAUGUUCAGCAUUUCGCUCCAGAAGAAAUCUCCGUGAAGACUGCUGAUGGCUACAUCAUCGUUGAAGGUAAACAUGAAGAGAAGAAAGAUGAACAUGGCUACGUAUCUCGGCAGUUCGUCAGAAGAUACGCAUUACCAGAAGGCACGCUGCCCGAAACUGUUGAGUCGAAACUGUCGUCAGAUGGCGUCUUAACCAUCACUGCGCCAAGAACGGUUCCAGAGUCGAUCAAGGGCGAAAGAAAAGUUCCUAUCGCACAAACGGGUCCAGUUCGUAAAGAAAUCAAAGACCAGAACGAAGGUACCAGCGAUCACAAAGAAGAAAAGUAAACGUUUAUUUAAGAAUUUUCCUUCCCUAGCUUUUAAGUGUAUUAUUCAGUACUCACAUUUCCAAAGUAUCGGCAGUGCCAUUUAAGACUGAGUUUGUGUUUGUUGUUUUAUAAGUAAAUACAUUUUCUUUGCUUCUAA